GGGCUUAAGUGGGCUUAGUUCGUUCAUAACUUUAUGGUAUAUCGAUAAAUCGUGCUCACAUAACCUGCUCCGGCCACCACAAAUUUUUGUCAAAAAAACACAAAUAUAAUCAAAAUGCAGAUCACACGUCUCGCCCUGCGCCAAGUCACACGCCACAUUCGACUCCAGCGUAUGUACAGCUCAGCGGCUCCGGCAGCGGCUGUUUCGGGAGCUGAAAAACUGGUGCCGCCGGCUCCAGAGGGGGCUGCUAAGCCACCCAAUCCCAAGUUGGACAGCAUUGUCAACAACAUUGCUGCUCUCAAUCUGCUGGAGGUCUCCGAGCUGAGCACCCUGUUGAAACAGAAACUGAACCUGCCAGAGACUGCCUUUGCCCCACAGUUCGCGGCGGGACCGGCACGUGCAGCCGCCGAGGACGAGGAAGAAGCGGCGCCUAAGAAGGUCCAGACAUCCUUCACCGUGAAGCUGGUCAAGUUUGAUGACAAGCAGAAGGUGGCGCUCAUUAAGGAGGUGAAAAAUCUGCUAGAGGGCAUGAACCUGGUGCAGGCCAAGAAGUUUGUGGAAAGCGCUCCCACCGUUGUGAAGCAGGACAUACCAAAGGAAGAGGCCGAGAAGCUCAAGGAGGCUCUGUCCAAGGCUGGGGCCAUUGUUGAAAUUGAAUAGUCCGGCGGGCAUUUGCUUUUUCUAUUGUGCGUUUAGCUGCUAGUUAUUGUUUUAUUAAAAGCCAGGCAAGGCAACAUUUGCUGUAAACUUAA
This is a messenger RNA of Drosophila pseudoobscura, 752 nucleotides long. It is a transcript of the gene mRpL12, whose product is annotated as mitochondrial ribosomal protein L12. Gene Ontology annotation, biological process: translation. The record is from RefSeq and is a predicted model, not a curated record. Gene Ontology annotation, molecular function: mRNA binding; structural constituent of ribosome. Gene Ontology annotation, cellular component: mitochondrial large ribosomal subunit; ribosome. The transcript is spliced from 2 exons. The coding region runs from base 115 to 660 and encodes 181 amino acids. Lineage: Eukaryota; Metazoa; Arthropoda; Insecta; Diptera; Drosophilidae.